CCGCCGGAUUACCCGGCGUGCCCCGCGGCGGCGGCAAGAUGGCGGCCUGAGGCGAACGCGCGGCUCUCAGCCGAGGAGGCUUGAGGGGGCGGUUAAAGUUUGACGAGAGCUGUUUUCUCUUUUUCUUCCCAAAUGCCUGGGCGUUGGCCUCGGCUGAGGGAGCAGAAAAGAGGCCCAUCUUAAAGCCGCCCUCCUCCUCCUCGUACUGCGAUACAUAACUAGAAGGCUUUGAAGGGCGGCCUUUUCCCGCCUCGCGAGGGCUCCUUCUCCUUCGCUGUAGCGAUUCCCUCACUCCUUGUGGUGGUAGAGGCGGCAAAAUAAGCUUCUUACCCCGCCCAGGAGCGGCCAAAGGAGGAGGGGAAAGGGGCGGAUCUCGCACCAGGCUCCGCCGGCUCCGGAGAGGAGGCGAAGGGUUCGCUGCCGUUUGAAGCCGCGAGAAAAGAUCAUUGGACUGAAUACUGUCUUCAAGAGGUUUCAAAUUUUAAUCCAGGCUGGUAGCCUGCUGUGAAGGUAAAGUGAGAGGGACGAUGAUGAGUGCGGUACCUUCCAAGAAACCCUACCGUAAGGCUCCUCCACAACACCGUGAGAUCCACCAUGAGCUGCCCAUCCUACAUGAUGACCAAGAUGGUGUGAUUUUGGCAGAGCAGAGUCAGGAACCCCUGACAGAUGCAGAAAGAAUGAAGUUGCUGCAACAUGAAAAUGAGGAACUGCGUCGCCGUUUAGCCUAUGUCACCAACAAAAUGGAGGCAAUGGAGAGGGAGUUAGAGUCUGGACAAGACUAUCUGGAGAUGGAGUUGAGUCAGAAUCGUGAGGAACUAGAGAAAUUCAAGGACAAAUUCCGUAGGUUGCAGAACAGUUACACAGCCUCACAAAGAACCAAUCAGGAUUUGGAGGAGAAGCUGCAUGCCCUGGCCUCUCUCAGUCAAAGCUGGAUUUUUGCAAUUAAGAAAGCUGAAAUGGAUCGGAAAACCCUUGAUUGGGAGAUUGUGGAGCUGACAAAUAAGCUCCUGGAUGCUAAAACUACCAUCAAUAAACUGGAAGAGCUCAAUGAGAGAUAUCGGCAGGACUGUAACCUAGCAGUUCAGCUCUUGAAGUGCAACAAAUCUCAUUUUCGAAACCACAAAUUUGCUGAUCUUCCCUAUGAACUUCAAGACAUGGUCAACAAGCACCUCCAUAGCACUCAGGAGACUUCAGGACCUGGGCAGGAGGUUCCACACACCUUGGCCCCAAAUGAUGUUGUGCCUACUUCCGUUAUUGCUAGAGUCCUAGAAAAGCCAGAGUCACUGGUGCUCAACUCAGCUAAGUCCAGUAGUGGCAGUUGCCCUAUGGCUGAGGAUGUCUUUGUGCAUGUAGAUAUGAGUGGAGCACUGCCUGAUGCUUGCCCAAGCCCAGGACAGCCUGGAAACGAAGUAUCAGGAGGAACAAGGCAGCAAAAUGGGAACUGCAAGUCACAGGCCUGUUUAGAGAGUGAUGUCCCCACUUUUGAAAAAUUGAGUCCAUAUCCUACUCCACCCCCUCCCCAUCCCAUGUAUCCUGGCCGCAAGGUGAUUGAAUUCUCAGAGGACAAGGUAAGGAUCCCAAAGAACAGCCCUCUGCCAAACUGUACUUACGCCACACGCCAAGCGAUCUCCUUGAGCUUGGUUCAGGGGGAGGACGAAAGCUGCGAGAGGCAACGCACCCUUCCCAGUAGUCCCGCUUCAGAAGGGCAACGCUCAGCAUCCAGUUGCUCUUACCAGCCAUCCCCCAAGGCGAACCGAGCCCCUGGCUCUUCACAAAGCAGCCCCUUCAGCAGCCCUCCACAGGUUCCUAGCACAUUUGCUAGCUCUGCCAGCUCUGAGGAGGAUUUGCUAGCUAACUGGCAGCGGAUGUUUGUAGAAAAGGCUCCCCCAACCACAGAGCGGGUGUUGGUGAAUCGUACAUCGUUUAGCCGUGACACUGCCCAAGAGCUGCAGAAACGUUUCAGCCGCUCAAUGCAGGAGCUGGGCCGUGCAGCCUCUGCCUACUCGGAUGGGGAAGAGUCAGUGCAGAGCUGUAGCUGGACGGUGAGCAGAGACUCAAGUGUGGACACAGACAGCACAGAAUCCCGAGCCCGACAGAGUCACCUUUCUUCUGACUAUGGCACAGACUUCUCCCAGGAGGAAGCCCGCAAGUUGCUGCAGGAGGCUGGCAGCGAGGGGCUAGCAGAUCCAGCCAUAUCUUCCCCAGGGAAGCAUAAAGACUACGUGGACCUAGACUCACCAGGGAGUCCAUCCGAGGAACAGGGAAUGCUAUUGCAGGGAAGUAAGGAAAACAACCAAGAUGUGGUUUUGGAGCAGAGCACAGAAGUUGGCAAAAGCAAGCCUCCUGGCCGCCCACAUCGCAGCCCCAAGAGAAUGGGGGUUCAUCACCUCCAUCGGAAAGAUAGUCUGACACAGGCUCAGGAGCAAGGCAACUUGCUCAAUUGAGGGUAAGGAGGAAGAAUGGCCUAGGCUGCCCUGGUGCAAUAUUGCCUCCAGUGUUGUUCUCAAGGGCUCCACGUCUAGUUCUGAGAUCCAAAGGAUGACCACCAUGGCACUCCUUGCUAGGAAUUCCAGGCCAUUUUUAUAUAUUGUUGUAUUUUUAUUACACGUGAAGAGUGAGAACAGCUCUUUUGCAGCACCUGAACAAAACACUUGGAUGUACACCAGCACACCAUUUCUGUGCUUGUGUCUUCACAGCUCCGUUUGCACUCAUUCUCCUUUCAAUUCAGUUCUGCCUUCACACUCUUGUUCCUUCUAGCUAAUGCUAAAUCAUAUUUUUGAUUUCAAGUUAUGCCCUGGGACACCUCAAGCCUGUAUUCCUACUUUUUCAGUUUGUGCCAAGACACAGGAACAUUUUCUCCCUAUUUUUCUCAUCUGAACCCUAUACCAACCUGCCAUGACAAGGCCAUGAAUGAGGUAUGAAGGCUUCCAUGGGUGGGUGUCCUCAACUGUCCAAGCUUUAUUGCUUCUGUUUUGCUGCAUUUGUUUUAGUUUCUGCUAUUGUGUAUAUAUGCAUAGGUGUGAACAAGUUGGACAGUACUCAAGAGAUCACACCUGUGUGUUCCCUUGCCCUCUAAGUGAUGAUCAAGUCAUGCUACUGGUUGGGAUGAACUUCAGACUCUGAAAUCUAGGUUUUGUCCUCCCAAGCUGGGAUUCAGAGCUUCUAGUCAAUCAGCAAACUUAAGUGGUCUGUUUGCCAUGGUGGGCUAGGUUAUGCGUUUGUCUUCGUAUAACUGUCAUGUCAACUCUCACUUAGUUUUUAUUUCAUUUGGAUGUCAUAUUCUUUGUAUAUUCUUUCAGGUCUUGAGUUUUUAAAAUGUGGUCUGUCCUUUUGUAAAUGAGCAACCAUCUUGCAGUACCUUCUGUACAAGAAGUGACUCAUUUUACUCGUUGUUGGUGUUGCCCUAUAUCAAAUCCAAUGUUUCUUGACCAGCAGAAGAAAAUAUUCUUCUUGAUCAGGCCUAGAGAGUGCAGUCACUUUACCUCUUGAUGACUGCCUUUGGCAUAGAAGAUGCCUGACUUUGUUUGAACACCCUCCUCAUCUUCAUAGCCAACUAAUGACAGUGGGCAUCCCUGUUUGGAUAGGGCUCCAUAUUAAAAUUAGUGCCUUUCCAAGGCCUUUUCCGAGGCCUGAUAUUUACCCUUCCCGUCUAGUUUGUCUCUUCAGAAGUGUUUUCUGUAUUUUUAUUUUAAUUGUAGUGUUUGUGUUCUUUGUGUAUGUGCAUGUUGCUUGGGGGAUGGAUUAGGAAAAACUCACAGUGUUAAUAAUUAUUCAGAGGGAUAAAGCUCAAUUAAUUUUGCGAAAUGUCUGCUGGGCUCAGUUAUAUUGUUGGAUGCCUUUGUCUGAAUGAAGUCUGUGUGAUUUUCCACAGGAGACUUACCCCUUGAAGCCUUUCUCCUCAGCACAGGAAGUGUUCUCCCCUGGAAACACCAGCAAAGCAGUCCAAAAGCUGCCAGUAAAAUCCCACUCACAACCCUGCAAGGCCUCUCCCCUUACUUUUUCUGCACUCAUUGAAUGGAUGGCAUAGCCUAUGUUGCAUACAUCUCUGCCUGUAAUGUACUGUGCUUGUGCAGUUCCUCUGUCGUCUCCCACUUUAGCCAGGGUCUGCUGUGCAUAGCCUUGGACAGUUUAGCCAUAGCCAAUUAUAGAUGUGGCCUUGUUUAAAUGCUUGUUUACCUGGCCACUCCUUUCGUUAAGCUGCUAGGUACUGGAUCUUGGUGUUGGGAUGCGAUUCCGUAUUUUUCAUUCAGCAAAGCUAAUAAAUUGGUGCUAAAUAUGGACACUUUUCCUUUAUCCUAUAACACAUCAUGCCCCUUGAAGCAAUGCUCCCCAAAGAAAUGGCCCAGGCUGCUGCUUCCACAGUCAAUAUCCAGGAAACUAUGUGAAUAUGGAAAACGGAAAAAUUAUUUUAGUGAUUUCUGGAACUUUAGAGUGGGGGGUGCUGGUCUAUCACAUCAGAUAGUUUGAGAGGCACUGAUUAAAAGUCUUUGGCAGUUCACUGCUCUGUUCACCCACUUUUUAAAAAUCUUUCUUUGCUCUGAACUCGUUUCUUCCUGUUGGAGCCUUAUAGUAUUCUCCCUUUCUACCUUCAAGAACUAUUGGGGAUACAAAGUCUUCAGCAAUGAUCGGUGGCCUCUCAUAUAUUGGCAGUAUUAGACAGUUACAAUGUUGGUUGAAAUCGAUGUUUUAAUCAUGUUGGGUUAAAGGCUGGGGAGGAAGACAGGCGACUCUUCUUGAGUGCAACCAAGCAGUGCUGCUUAACAUGAAACUACAUGGCAGUGAAUCUUGACAGAACUGAGGGGCUGAGGCACUAGUACAAGACCAGCCUUCCUCCCAGAUCUUUGUGUGGACCUGCCUCUUCACCCUUGGCAUCUUGCUCAUCUCUGGCAGUAUUAAUUCUCUUGGGGAGUAUGAGUUGCCUUCUUUAGUUGCCCCACAUUUUUACAGUUUCCCACCUCAAGACUGUUAAUCCCAGACUAAUGUUUUUUUCUGAGAUUUUGACACUGAUGAUGUAUAUUUUAAAAUCAGAAAUAAACUAUUUUAAAAGUA
This is a messenger RNA of Anolis carolinensis (green anole), 5049 nucleotides long. It is a transcript of the gene tjap1, whose product is annotated as tight junction associated protein 1. The record is from RefSeq and is a predicted model, not a curated record. Gene Ontology annotation, biological process: Golgi organization. Gene Ontology annotation, cellular component: trans-Golgi network. The coding region runs from base 528 to 2444 and encodes 638 amino acids. NCBI's taxonomy places the organism in Eukaryota, Metazoa, Chordata, Lepidosauria, Squamata, Anolidae. The transcript has 10 exons.